CGGCUAGUUAGUUUUCCUCUUUCUACCUUCGAGGUAUCCCUUCUUGCAAUAAUAAUCCAAUCCCCCACUCCGCGUAGACCCCCUUAUACCUUUAGAUUCUGAGUCGUAGUCCCGUCAUCCACUGGUGUAUGUAGUGAAGUUCAGAGGGAGCUAGUUGCUAGAGCACUGUUGGAGCUGCCGUCUUCCUUUUGUGGUGAUGUAGUCAUGUUCGCACUUGUCAUCAACCUCGCAUGAUAUCGAACGCCAAUCAUUGUCGUCUAAAAACAAAAGAUGGGUUGUAGUCAUUCGGACCUACCACAGCGGCGACUCGUUGUAACAGCUCCGAGCCCGUACAGUGAGAAGGCCUUUGACGUGCUGGAAACCGAUCGACAGCCGCGCUCUCGUUCCUCAUCACCAGCCAAGCGGAGUCGUGUGUCUUUUCUUGAUGAGCUGGAGGGCGAUUAUUUGGAAGACGACGAUGGGACUCGCCGAGGUGAUGGCCCUGGGAAGUGGUCUCAUGCAGGAUCGAGCCCUUCGAGACGGGGAGUAGGGGAGAGUCCCUAUGGUAAAUCGAUACUACAGAGAGGUCACGCAUCUCCUGCAAAGCAAGGCAUCCCACCGUGUUCAUCGAGUGACGCAACUGCGCAGGCUGGGGACGGCGGGAGUUCAUCAUCGAGUUCGGGAGAGCGGAGACGCAACUUCACGUGGCGUGCGUCUCGUCUCCCAGGACAGGGCGCCUCCACGGGAAAUGAGUCGGCGGGCGGAAGUGUGUCCUCGACCGGUGGAAGAGGACCUGUGGGUGGAGGCAACUCUAAACGUCAGCAUAAAGCCAUGCCUACGGUCGAUCAGAUUUAUCCACCGCCGCUGCGGCCACGCACGUACAAACAGCAGAAGAGCAGUGGUGAGCUGUCCGUAGACGGAGCCGGUGCCAGUCUGAGUACGGCUUCGACGCCACUUUAUCCCCAAUGCGGGAAAGCAUUCACACCAGGGGGAUUUUCGGAUGCAUCCAACAGUUACGAGGAGCACCUGCUUUACAUCAACCAGCCUGGCGUUGCUGGCAACUUCGCCUACAACAACAAACCGAGUUCGUACCCGGCGAAUGGUGCAAAGAAUCAUGCUGCGGAUUACUCAGCGAACAGUGCGGAAACCUCCGUAUCCACGCGAAAUCUCUACACAAGUGGAUUGGAGGACGUGGAGCUCGAGAACGAUGAUUUUACGAUCUUAGACCGUAGAAUUCCAAGAGUUUCGGUACAAGAUCAAUGUUCAGAGUUCGAGCUCUUGAUGGCUACAGAUUUUUCGCGUGUCUUCCGCUGCGUUUGGCGUAACAACGGGAACAAGAACGAUAUCGCAGCUGCAAAGGCAGCUAGUCGUGCUGUAGCACCGACGCAUGCUACGAAUCUCGCUUCUUACCGUUCGGGAACGACAAAUGUUACGAAUCAGCGGACGGGGCGAACACGGAGCGAAAUGACCUGCGCCACAAUGGGUAAUUAAUGGCUUAGUUAUGAUCGUUCGUUCUCGUACGUAGAACAUUUCUCAUCUUCCAUCUUGUUACCUAGAGUGUCAAGUGGGCGUGCAAAGCUGUCGAAUCGUUGAGACGAGGAUCUUGAAACAAACCGCGAGCAACAAUUUGCCUUAGGUUCAACAGUCUACGACGCGCGUAGUGCAAGAGAUAGUGGUACGCACAGGUCGACCGCGACUUUUCAAACAGACAAUUACACAGCGCGCACGUCGAGUACACUUUACGAUGAGCUGAACAGGAGCAUUACCCGACAGAGUUUUUUCACCAAAAAGUACCAAGAAACGCAGGAAAAGUGGUGGGAGGGUGUACCGAUGAAGGGCAUCAAUAACGGGCGGUUCUUUGCGUUGAAGGAGGUUAGCAAACGCAGUCCGCACAGGGAAGCGUUCACAAAAGAGGUCCAAAUGCUGGCGCACCUGGAGCACCGAAGCAUUUUACGCUUCUUCGGCGUUUACUUGGAGGUCCUAGUUAGGACUGGUCUCGUCCAACUAGUUCUGCGUAGAAUCACAUCUAUUUUCAUCUAUAAGUACUUCAUUGGAUGGCAGAUAGUUGGUUCCGCACGUCAUUAAACAAGUUCUAGAAAAUUUGCAUCCGCUUCGCUCCUGUCACUAACAAAAUCAGAAGCCAUUCAUCACAUUCAUUCAGGACCCGUUUUCGCUCUAUUUCCUAAGCGAGCUCUGUAAGAUGGAUUCGCAGACCUACACAGAGGAGCUUGCGAAAAAGUGUGUCCAGCAGGAAGACAUCACAUUUUUCUCUCGUCCAUUCGGCAUAAAUUGUGACGUGACGGACCCGGUGUAUCGAGUCACGACGGUGGAUGGCCAGGCGGAAAGACUUGGUACCCACAUUGCUCUUGUAUGGUGGAGGCCAGUUUAAACAAAAUUUGGAGGGAAUGACAAUACUAUUUAUUACUGUGGAGGUAAAGUAAAUUACAUUGUAGUAAUGAGCUGCACAACUCCUAGGACCCGUCUUGUAAAUCUUCGACCGACCUCCAACGAAAAAGGUGUCCGUCCACGCUGGGCUCUACGGCGGCAUCCUGAGACCGGUGAGGGACUUCAUCGUUCCGAGAUUAUCCAUAUUUUGAAGGACUACCCAUUGCCCGUGACUGUGACCUUUGACAACGAAGACGAAUGGAAUCAACGGCUCUUAGUUCUGGUUCGCGAGUUUCUCUCUGUGCUUCGAUAUCUGCAUGAGGACAAGCGCAUUGUGCACGGCGACAUCAAGCCAGGUAAUGUCCUCAUUGACAUGAAGAAUAAACUGAAGCUAUGUGACUUCGGCAGUGCUAUCCAAGUAGCUUCAAGCGGCUUUCUGCAGACCUGCACCUGUGGAACCGAAGGCUACCGCGCACCGGAAAUCACGGAUGCAGGAACAAUGGGGUACUACUUAUUUCUGUGAUACUACUGGUAUGAGUCGUGUGUGUCACUCUGUGUGUGUCUUUCCCUCUACAAGAUGAAUUUUCUGAUCAGUGUCUCUUUAAUCAAGCUGGCGGUGAGCGUCUGAGUUCACAACUUGAUUUGAUAGUGCUUAUAUUUAGUCGCUUAUUCGGUGGGUAGGUGAGUGCCGUUUUGCUUCUGCGGUCCUUGUUGAUGGGAAGUACUCCUGCGAAGGUAACCCUAGUAAGUAGUUAGUGCUAUGCUUCAGGUACGACGGAUUCCGAGCGGACAUAUAUUCGGUUGGGAAGACGCUAGAACUUUGGACGAAAAAUCCGGAAGCCAAAGUACAGUGGGAUUAUAGCGUGAAUCCCGCUAUCAGGUGGAUGAUAUCUGAGGCCGCACAAGAGCAGCCAUUAUUGAGGCCUAAAAUUGGUUACAUGCUCUCCUCUAUUUUCGAGGACCUCCCUUUUCAUACAUAGAAGUGAUCCUUGCCUUUGUGAUUUGACUUGUUUCUUUCGUGGAAGGAACAUAGUUAUUUGGUCACUUUUCUACUUGUUCUUGAAAAAUUGACGAUGGGCUUUUUUGUUUCAUGUUCUUGAUUCUUGCCUUUUACAGUCAUUUUCAGUAAUAGACUGCUAGUGUCUAAUAUUGAUUCUUCUUUUCGACAAUCCUCGACAAAUAAAACUAAUUUGGAAAUUGUCACUCCUCUCGAAUAGAAUGAACUUCCACACGCUGGUCAUUAGUUAGUCUCUUUUUCCUGUACAGAAAAAUGCACGACGGCUUUCUGCGUUCUUUGUUUUGUCUGUUUUCGCUGCUGAAAAGAGUCCACUUAGCAAAAUGUAAUGAAUAAAACAAAAACAUGAGCUGAUACAUGCUUCUCCCAAGCAGAGCUUUUUUUUGGAUCUCCGCUGUAGCCGGAUUUGCGUUCACUUUUGUCGUAGUGUCGUAGAUAGAUAGGCAUUUUUUCUGUUCUUGGAUCUCUCUCUCUCACAUCCCAAUCAAACUUUAGGAACAGACAGCAUAGUAAUUUCUUACAAAAAAUGACCUCGACGAUCCGCGCGCAAGCUGAAGCUGCAUAGCUACUUGCACAUAAUACAGAACUUUUUUUCAUUUUAACAAGGAGAGCCGUUUCUUGAAUUCUAAGGCCAAUGAGACUGUUCUUGGAUCUCUGUAAAGUGUCAUGAUUAAUAUAGACAAUAGAUCAUCCAAUCCCCAAUCAUGAGUCAUGAUGUCGCUUCCCUGUCCCAGAUUCUCUGCAGUUUUCCCCAUUUUUGUGUUACCCCAUGGUGCAUUUGAAACCAAACAAGGACAGACUUUUGCAAUUGUCUCUGCAGAUUCACCACAGAACUGCGGAAACUGCAAGAACAAGGACCUGCAACUGGCGAAUAUGUGGACUUUCAAGACGACAUUUGGCUGUGGGACGGUGAACCCAAGUUGGGAGUUAGGAAACUGACGCACCCUUUUGCACUCAAGCUGCGAGAUUACAUUUCAACUAACGCACUGAAGAAGAUAACGAGAUCGCAUUUUAGAAACGAAUUCAAAAACAUCUUGGAGCACUUGGAUCCGAUGGAAUGAAUAAGAAAUUGGCCAGUUUGAUCAAUUGAAAACAACAACAUGAAAAAGGAAGUAAAAGAACACGAACACGGUGUCUGCAAUGAUGAAUGACGGUAAAACAUACAAAAACUCUGUCUUAUCGUUCUCCCGGGUUGAUCUUCCUCCCUCUUAGGGUUGAGGCAGCUACAGGGAUUUCGUGGCCAUCAUUAGUUGAUUAUGUAAAGGUAUUCCACGCUGAUCUUCCCUCCUCUUAGGAUUGAGGCAGUGUUGGUUCGUCCGAAAGCUGCUUCUUGUGUGAGGCUUCUGCAUUUCGUUAUGCCGUCCCAGAGGACGAUGCUAGGUUAGAGUGGAAUUCAAGGCCUCCCUGUAUCCCUUCGCUUCCUCGC
This is a messenger RNA of Amoebophrya sp. A25, 4805 nucleotides long. NCBI's taxonomy places the organism in Eukaryota, Dinophyceae, Syndiniales, Amoebophryaceae. The record is from the annotation of a GenBank genome assembly.